Molecule: messenger RNA, 9285 nt
Organism: Ostrea edulis (European flat oyster)
Lineage: Eukaryota; Metazoa; Mollusca; Bivalvia; Ostreida; Ostreidae
Exons: 34
Coding region: 639-5579 (1646 amino acids)
Source: RefSeq, a predicted model, not a curated record
UGGAUAUCAGAAAACGGGAAAAUGAUCAACACUGACAUGUGCAACAAAGGUGAUUGAAUUAGUGACGGUUUCACCGACAGAGGAACAUAAUAGAGGGACUGUCGUUUAUCGGUCAGACAUACAAAUAUAUAUAUUGAUUAAAAUCAGAAUUAUAAUCUAAACAGGCUGAUUCACAAGUCUAAAUUAAUCAGUCAUAAGCGUAAAGUACGUCAUCAUGGAUUAACAGCGAAACUACACAGGUUUGAUAACAACCGUGGGGGGCAGAGAGAUUACCUGCACACACAUUGCAAGCCAGCCUCGUAACAUCCCCGUCAACCAUCAGCAACCAGUCUCCGAGCUAUUGCUCGCGACGCGCUGGAAUUGAUUUUCCUGAGAUUUUCAAUUAUUCAUAUUGUGUAUUACUUGAAAAGAAUCUCGCUUUAAAAGCCCUAAUCGUUUUUACACGGUUGAUCGUCAUCCGCUUAAUCAGUGAAAGACUUCCUCAGCGCAUGCACUUGCAUCAAGGGGUUUACAAAAGAACACAAUUCAGAAACUUUAAAGAUGACAACACUAUGUACAUACAUAUCAGUGAUUCUCUUUAAAAUCGUAUGAAUGGUGAAUGUUGAAGGUGGAUGAAUGUAUAGAAGAAAUUAAACGGCAUGUUUUCUCCCAGUGUUCAGCGCUCAGAUUGUAACAAAGAUGGUUCGUGGACCAAGUCCCCCACCUAUCGCUUGCCACCGUCACGAACAGAGAGAGGCGAAAAAUUGGAGAGGGGGUAUCCCUCAAAGUAUCCCCGGGUUGUUCUCAGGGACAGCCUGGGAAAUAAACUGGAUACGUUUACUUACUUACAAGAGGCGAUCUAUCGGGCAGAAUGGAACGUUAAGAAUUCUCAUGAAGCGGUGUUUCCGGAGGAAUGGCGGCUUCCAAAAGCUCCUAACCCUGCCAGACCAGAUUACUCCCGCACGGCCCCACUUCUGGCCAACACCCGAAGUAGGCUGAAAUUGAGACCCAUUCGGGGCCAAGACGUGUCCAGAAGUCUACCCCAACCACGGCUAAAUGAAAUUGAUGUUGGCGAUGUGGCAUUUGUUGCAGAAAGCUUAAAUCAGCUUCCACGAGUACCUUCUCUGUCCUUUCUCCAUCAUGACCUACUGGCGGAACCUAAGCGGUAUUUCCAGAUUGUUAACCAGGCAAUGGUCCAGAGGCGACACUAUGCACAAACGGACAAACGGGAGAGGGUGUAUAAUUUCCCCGGCUUCUGUACUGGCUGUCGGAGGUCUGGUCUGUGUUAUGGCUGUGAACGUAGCUCUGAGCCCCACUACCAUGUUGAUCGCAUCAUGAAGACUGGUGGGGGAUUCACUUAUCAUCAACAUGACCGUCCGAUCCGGGAACAGCUGCACAAAAAUCCAGCCAACUGGAAACUGGCCUUUCCAGAGCUGGCUCUAAAGCAUCUCAUCAAAGAGCAUGAUAAAGGUUCAGUGAGUGUGGCUGAAGAGGGUUUUGUAGAGAAAAUGGAUGGAGAAGUUGGAGACUAUCAGCCAUUUAUCCCAGUAGCCUCCAAUGAUUCUUGUUAUUCUCCGACUGAUGAGAUGCAUGCAGAAGAGGAGAGCAUGGGUACCCAGGAUGAUAUUGUAAAGCAGUGGGCCAUGAUGAGGGAAGGACCACUGACAGGCAACACCGACAACCAGAGGGGGAAGGAGAAGGACAAAAAUUGGAACAGGUCAAGACAGGAAAACAUGGAUGCUAUGUCUCCCUGGACAGAUGACAAAACUCCAUUGGAUAAAGAUGCAAUAGAUGAGAACAUAUACAGUGGGGAAGGCCAUAUCACAAAGGGCUCACGAGAGAUAACCAUUCAUGUGGAAUCCCAGGAUAAUAAGGACAACUCUACUGACUGGAGUAGUCAGCAGCUUGAUUUGUCCGGACAGCAUUCAGAUCAUUUAGCAGAAGAGGGGGAGGAUUCAGUAAAAAGUGAACGGCAUUCAGACGACAGGCAGGAUGAGACUGAUAAUGACGCAGACGUGGAUAGUGAAGAGGAAGAUGAUGAUACAAAGACAGCGUACACCAGCUCCACCCAGAAGAGAGAGAAAUUGUCCACGAGUGAUGAGACUGGCAGUCAGGGGAUUAGCAGACUGGGAACGACACCCAAAUCCAAGGGGGACUUAUCUACUGAGGGCAGGGACAGACGAGAAGGAAGGAGUGAGAAAAGUGGAAGUAGUCCAUACAGUCCCUAUAGCAGUCGCCGUAGGCAAUCACUGUAUAAAGAAAGCGGUUCCCCCAGUAGAAGUCCAACUCCUCCAGCAUUUAAGGUAAAACCUCGUAAAAGUCGCCAAAUAGAUUCACGAUCUCCAUUCAGUUCAGAGAGGAAGUUCAAUCUGCCAAAAGGGAGCGGGUUUCAGGUUAAAAAGAGUGAAAAGAAGUUGACAGAGUUCCACGAAUUCAAACAAAAUGAAGGAAACUGGAAACAACCAGACAAAUUCACCAUUAAGAAGUCAGAGAAACUCGCCACAGAUUUCUGGGCUCCACCUAAGAAGGAAAAGAAGGAGUCAAAGAAAAGGGACAGAGUAAAGAAAGAAAGGCCAGUGUCUCCAGACUCAGGACUUGAGAGUGAAAAACCAGCAGGUAGGAAAAGUGAAAUUCAGCCUUAUAUUUUAACACCAAUUGAACACAAACUAGACUUUCCCAUACAAGAAGCCAAUGGAAGACUUCAGAACUUAUCAACUGGAUGGAAGUUACUCCCGUCCAUUUCAUCUGUUGCCAGUGAUCAUGUGAUGCAACAGAGAGCUGAGAGCGAGCACAAGAAUGAAACACCUAAGAAAAUAAACAUCAAUUUUAAUUCUGGAGAGGAGACAGGUGAACGGAACAUUGCAUGCCUUGUUGAUAAUGUGUUUGAUGAACAAGAUGUUGACUACCACAGUAAAGAAUCCACUUUGAUUCAGAAAAUGAACAAUGCGUUAACACCUAUUCCAGAAGAUGUAUUGUCAGAAGACAAUGAGUUAACACCUUCUCCAGAAGAUGUAUUGUCUGAAGACAAUGAGUUAACGCCUACUCCAGAAGAUGUAUUGUCUAAAGACAAUGAAACAUACAGUAAACUGAUAUUAGACUUAGGAGAAGUAGAAAAGAAAAAACACUCAGAUCUUGCUUCUGAUCAAAAGGUUAGCAGUUGUGGUGAAACGGACAGAAAAUUAAAACCAGAGUUGACAUCCAGUCAAAAGAAUCAUCUUUUUGAUGUUCCUUUGGAAGAGGCCUCAGACCAUGUCACAAACACCAGCAGAAGGUCUGGUGAUACAGUGAUCCACAGCAGAAGUUCGUCGUCUGCAAUUUCUGAAGAAGUGAGGCCAUUGGAAAAAAGUGAGACUAGCUUCAAACAGGUGACAUACUAUUCUGAAAUGUCAUUGGCAUUUAGAGAUACACCUCAAGACCAUAGAAAGAAGAAAGGUCUCUUCAAAAGGCAACUUCGAAUUGUCCAAGGGAAAAGAGGAAGAAGGCAAACUGAAUGGAGAGGACAAUCUGAAAGGGAGUCAGUGGAUGUUGAAGGGAAUGGCUCUCUUAUGCAUGCCAGCAUAAAAAUUGAUACCCCAACAGGAAUAAUUGCAGACAAAUCCCAGAAAGCAGUUGAUGAUACCAGCCUUCAACGACACACCAUCACACCUGAGUCUGAUCCUGAAUUGAAUUCAACUACCCGUAAUCAACAUAAGUAUGACAAAAUGUCCGAGUUUCAGCCCCCUGUAACGAUUGACUCAUUAGUCUCCACAGAUUCAGUGCAAGAACUGCCAUUGAAAUCACCAGCCAUAAUAGAAGCAGAACGAGUUCUUUCCCCACCCUUGCAGAAAAUAUCCUCACCAGUUGAUGAAGGAAUAUCACCUUCAUUAGCCACACCCAUUGUAGAACAACCAAAGAAAGAAAGACCCAAGAAAACCAAGAAAGAAGUUCCAAAGAGACUGCCCUCUCCUGUCAGGAGCAUCACUCCUAAAUCUCCAGUACCUAUAGUUGAAGAAGAGGUCACCCUACCAUCCAGGGAACCCACCCCUGAAUAUGUACCCACCCCUACCCCCAAGAUUCCAGAGUUGCCCCCAGUGGACAUCCCUCCUCUACCAGAGAUCAUUGAGGAGAAAAAGGAGAAGAAAGUGAAAAUUGACACCAGGAAAGCAUUUGAACCUAUCCAGGUUAUGCCGAAAAUCAAAGACGCUGUUCCUCCUCCUCCAAAGAAAAGCAAACCUCCCACUUUUACAAAAAAAUCCCAGCCCAAGAAGAGAAUACCAUCUGCAGAAGCUCCAGUAACAACAGAGGAAAUCCGACAAAUGAAGGACCCUCUGGACUUUCUUGCUAAAUACUGCAUCAUCAGCAAGGACCGACUGCCUUACUAUGAGAGAAUCUACAAAAAUAUUGUGUCUAGUCAGCCCCAGAGGUAUGAACGACAGCACCCUCUCUCCCCUACCACAGGGAUGCCCAUCACUGAAGGAACCAGCUGGGGAAAUCAUGAACUGAACAUGUUUCAUGACCUUGUACUGAUCAGUCGAGGUCAGGAACCAAAGCGACCUGGACUGAGUGGUCCAGAGCAGUACUUUGAGAAGAUCUGUUAUACACUGGAGAUGUUAGAAGGCAAACAUGAUCAGCUGGCUGGCGACCUUCACCUUUUGGAAACAAAAAGAAUUCAACAGCUGGCUGAAAGGGCAAGAAAACUUGUACCAGACAUCUCGUCUGUCCAUUACCAGAAGAAAGAGAAAAAAGGCAAAAAGAAAAAGAAAAAGAAGAAGAACAAAGAUAAAGAGGAAGAGAUUCCAGCCAAGGUCAUCUUGUCCCGGGCUGACAUCACUGAUGAUGUCAUAGUUAGCAGGAUUGAUGAGAAGUUGCUCAAAAAACUGAUGAAGGAACCUGCUCAGCAUUUGUUAGGCUGUGAGAUAGACAGAUGUAGAGAAAAAUUGGGCAAUAUUGAGGACAGACUGAUCCAGCUGGAAGGUGAGAAGAACAUUAUAAGAAUGUACUGUAUGGAGCUGUUUUUUGAUGCCCAGAAUGACAAUAGCAAGCCUAAAGAGUUCAGACGACAACAGAGUUUUCUGUAUAAAACGCUCCAUCCCGACCCUGAUGAUGAAAUGAACCGGGAAGAAGUUGAGGGAGCUUUGCAGAUAGUGAAUCACAACCUACUGACAGAGAAUGAAUUUGGCUAUAUGUAUCAUAUAUUAAACUUAACAGGCAGGAGGAAGAUAAACUUUAAGCUGUUCUGUGUCAUUGCUGCCUUAUCAGAAAGGAUAACACACAUGGACCCUGUUAUACGAGAGCUUCUGAAUAAAGAAAAAGGCUGGAAAAGAGGCACCAAUGAUUAUGAAUCUUUAGAUGUCAGGAUGAAUAGAUCAAAGGAGCUGUUUCAGCUACUAGAUGAGGGCGAUUCCAUUCCAUAUGGGAAUGCCCUGGCGUCCAGUCUGGCAGUGGAACUGACCGCAGGGGGUCUAUCACCUGAGCUGACCAGCUAUGUCAUGAGCAAGUUCAACAGAGAGGGCAAAGGUUAUGUGGAUUUCCUGGACUAUGUCACCUAUGUUCCAUUAUUUGUUGAAAUCCAUGAGAAAAUUAUCAAAGAUCCACUCUGCUCUACAGUGAGAAUUGAAUAGUUGUGAUGCCGGCAAUAUAGGAAAGCAAUCCACUGUGUUUACAUGCAGUGAGAAACCAUACAUCAGAAUUCAGGGGAUGCUCUAGCUUCCUUGAUUUUAUUUUGGAAAAUUAGAAACAUUUACUUGAGCUUGUAGACCUAGAAAAUUCUUCAUUAAAAGUUCAGUGACCCUUUUUUUUUGUACCACUUUAAUGUGGUCGUCACCCCCAAAAUAUUAAUCUAGUUACCGCUUAUAGUCACUUAAGAUAAACCAGAACAGGUUUAAAGGAAAAUAGUUUUCAAAAUGGGUUACGACAAACUGCAAUUUCUAAACCAUCACUGUAUUAAAAAAUGUAUCAAAAUUUAUGUUGUAAGAUAAAAUUUUCAUCUUAAAAACUAUGUAGAAUAUAUACCCACCUAGAAGUAUUAUUUACACCUAUAUCAAUAAUGAGGAACAAAAUAAUGGAAUUAUUAUUGAGAGGUUUUAGAUAAUAAAGUAAUCAUGAGGAUUAGAUAUAAUGAAAUUAUCUGUAAGAUAGAAAAAAUUGUAUUAUUAUAAUAAAUUGCUAAUACAUGUAUAAUAUAUCGGUCAAAAUCAAUGGAAAAAAUCAAUCCAGGCCAGAUUAUUUAAGGAAUGAAUGUAAUCUUUUUUCAUUUUGUAUGAUAUAAAGGAAGUUGAGAGUUUCUAAUUCAUAAACUACAAAAUGAGUUAAAAAUUAAUUUUCUCAAAUACUUUUGAUGUAAUUUGACACAUUUUUUGUUGUUGAAAAUCUAAUUUCGUAUGUUGUUAAGCAAUAUACAUGUAGAAAUAAAAUGGAAGCAGAUUGAGGCGCUAUAAACGUAUUAUGACAUCAUAUGCAGGAUGUCAUGUGAUGGGACCCAGUGUGAACUCAGUUUAUAUGAUAAAGUCCAAUAAACCCAUCAAAUUGUGCUUUACAUACAAAAUGAAAUCACCGAGGGUUCACUAGGCACUUGGUGUAUCCCAACACAGCAUUGUAUUGUAUUUGUUGUAAACUUUGCUCCUUUAUCGAGUACAUUUACGUUUGUAUCUUGGUCUAUUUGGGAAUUAGAGCAAACUAUUUAUAUUUCCAGUACAUCCAUUUUGCAUGUGCAGUCUUUGUGUAAAACAUAUUUGUGGUACAAAGAUUGUGACACAUAUUGGAGUGGGAUUUUCUGAACAGGAUGUUGAUAAUAGAAACUUGAAAAUCACAUGUUACACUGAGUGCCAUGAAAAGAAUUAGAGAAGCAACCGGUGUCAAGAAAAAUAGUACAGUCUAACAGCGUCCUGUCUGUGGAGUAGUGGCAUCAUUGCUUUGCUGCCCCCCCCCCCCCCCCUUUCCCCCCUAACAGCGAGAGUGGAUGUGUUAACACUGCACUGGUAGACACUCCACAGGCCACAUUUUUUGUUCAAUUGAAUCGAUACUUCAGAUAUAGCUUAGUUAUCAUACGAGAAAUAACUCUAUUGAUUUUAGGGUCCAAAAGGUUAAGGUCACUACAGGACUUCAUAGAAAAUCUGUGGACACUCUAGAGGCCAAAGUCACUACAGGACUUCAUAGAAAAAGCAUGUGGACACUCUAGAGGCCAAAGUCACUACAGGACUUCAUAGAAAGCCUGUGGACACUCUAGAGGCCAAAGUCACUACAGGACUUCAUAGAAAAAGCAUGUGGACACUCUAGAGGCCAAAGUCACUACAGGACUUCAUGGAAAAAGCCUGUGGACACUCUAGAGGUCAAAGUCACUACAGGACUUGAUGGAAAGCCUGUGAAAAAUAGGAACUCUAUUGAUUUUGGGGGUCAAACGGUCAAGGUUACUAAAGGACUUUAUAUAAAAACGAUUUGUAGACAUUCACUGCGGGGGUAUAUGCCCAAGCAGCCCCACCUUGUAGAGCUCUUGUUUUGAUUGAAGUGAAUGUUUGGAUAAUAUUCGGAUGAAGUUGUAUUGAUGAAACACAUUUAUUGAUGACAUUGUUGCUACUAAAUUCUGGUAUUUUAUUACACAUUUAUUAUUGAUAUCCGUCCAUCGACUUUUAUUGUACCGGUACUUUUGCCUGACAUUGCUGAGUAUCUACAGUGAUGGAAGCUGUCAUUGUUGAUUUUGAAGGUCAUUUGAGUACCUGUAUUACCCAAUACUGUAAUUACUUUUAUUUAUGUGUACUUUGUGAGAUAUUGAUGUUUUCUGUUUGACCAGCCACAAAGACAGUAUUAAUUUUCUUCAGUCAAUAUAUUAACUAUAGAAACUAGAUACAAUUGUAUGUCACAUAAACACUGGACAUCGUCUUAUAUUGACCAUUGGCAAUAUAUUAACUAUAGAAACUAGAUACAAUUGCUUGUCACAUAAACACUGGACAUCGUCUUAUAUUGACCAUUUUUGGUAUUUUUAUUGUUAUUGUUGAUGCACUUUCUCCAGAACUUGUUGAGAUGUAAUAUAAACCAGCACUGCUGUUCUUUAUGAAUGUCAAUCAGUAUUAAUAUUACUGUGAUGAAAUGUUUAGGUAAAUAGUGUAUUUUUUUUAUCAGAUAUAUAUUUGUAGAGAUAUUCAUCUGGUCACUAUUUUAUUAUCUGAUUUUGAUAUUGUUGCUCAGUUUUAUUGUGUAGCUCGCCUGUAUGAGUUUAUUAACUUUCAGAGUCUGUGUCCAGACUAAGUGCUAAAGAUGGUGCAAUUUUUAUUUUUCAUGUCUUAGUUCCUGAAAAGUUUGGAAUAUUUUCAGUAACAUCAUAGACCAACUACAACCAAUUUGCAAACCCAGAGUGUGUGAUCCAAUGGGCAAGGGCCAAGGUUUUAUCCAAUGGGCAGGGUUCAGGGUGUGAUCCAAUGGGCAGGGACCAGGAUGUGAUCCAAUGGGCAGGUCCAGAGCAUUAUCCAAUGGGCAGGAUUCAGGGUGUGAUCCAAUGGGCAGGGGCCAGGGCGUGAUCCCAUAGGCAGGUCCAGAGCGUUAUCCAAUGGGCAGGGUCCAGAGUCAUCCAGUAGGCAGGGUUCAGAGCAUUAUCCAAUGGACAGGGGCCAGGGUGUGAUCCCAAAGGCAGGUCCAGAGCGUUAUCCAAUGGGCAGGGUCCAGAGCGUCAUCCAAUGGGCAGGGUUCAGAGCGUUAUCCAAUGGGCAGGGGCCAGGGCGUGAUGCCAUAGGCAGGUCCAGAGUGUCAUCCAAUGGGCAGGGUUCCAUUCUUGAUGUAGACUGAAAUAAGGUCCAUGGUUUUUCCUUUAUCUAUGUUGAUACAUUGUGCAUGUUGAAGUUCAAUUUGACAUGUAUGUUGAAGUUGUCUACCCAAGUCCUCUUUUAUAUUUAGUUUAAUAGUUAAAUACUCAUUAUUAUUCUGGUGUUUGACCCUCGGGGCGGUUAGGAACUAGGACUAACAGGGUGGGGUGGGGGGUGUCACUAUUUGGAGUAUGUUUUUUUUUAGAAGCUGAACAAUAGAGGUAAGCACAAGAGAUUUGAUUGUGCUGGGGUUCAGAAGUUUGAGAAGAAGGGUCUCAUUGUAUACAUUUUGAAUCUGUGACCUCAUGGUGUGGGUAGGAACAAUAAGGUCAAAAGGCAAAUCCUGUUUCUGCAAACUCUCACAAAGCAUAACAUCGAUACAGUAAUAUCAUAUGAUAUGUGUAGGUACAUGUAUAUAUGCAUGAUUGCAUGUGCAUUUAUUGAAUGUAGGCGAGUAUACAAAUGUAAACUGGCGUUGACACCCUGAAUUUUACAGUAUAUGCUAUCAUUUUUAUGAAUAAAAUUACACAUCAUU